UGCCAGGGGGAAGAGGGUUGGGUGGUAGAGUGAGAGGCGAGCAGAGAGAGAGAGAGCGAGAGAGCGAGCGAGAGCCACACUCGAACACAGACACCCAGACAAGGCCCGUAACUCAUUACGCAACUGAAUCCCCGUCCCCCCCGCGCGUGAAAAUCGUCGCGAGGCUCACCACACCAUCACUAUCACCCCCUCCUUGACCCUGCAGUUCACGGGGGUGCCACGGUUUGAGACCGGGACGAAGGGGACGGAGGGAGGACGCGACACACACACACACAGAGAGCAGAGAGCGAGAGGAGAGAAAGACAGAGCGGGAGACGCAGAGAGGACGUGGAACCAUGAGCGCAUCAACUGACGGGUUGCUCAGAAACUACAACAGCCUCACGGACGCCAACCUGGGCGGCUACUUCAGCGGGGACCGAGUUCGACGGCACCUCCGCCGCAUGGGGCUGAUCACGCGCGAUGGGCGCCUCGUGUCGGAGAAGGAGCACCGGCAGCGCCUGUGUCGUCACGAGCAGCGCGACUGCGUCCACACGCUCCUCGCCCACACCGUGCUCAGCAAGGCCCUGGACGUCGAGCGACUCCGGCAGGUGGAGAUCGUGAGGAAGCUGCAGGAAAUCAGCUGCCGGGAGAGGGUGCUUCGUGUGCGGGUGGAGCACGCGGUACGAGGCGUCGACGGCAUCGUCCACAUUGCGGUGCCCCCCCAGCGAGCAACGGCGCGUCUCGGCAGGGGCGGCCUGCGCCACCACCACCGGGCAACCCUCUCCGACGGCGCAGCCGAGCGCAGUCGCUCCGCCUCUCCCUCUCCACCGCCGGACAACAUGCGGCAGCGCCCGCGUGCGGCCCGCUUACCAAGGAGGAGCUUGAUGUCACGGCCCCUCUCAGCCCCAGAGCCAGACCCGAGCCUGAGGCCUGGGCAGGGGUACAGGCCCUCGACCACAAAGCAAGGCCCGGUGAUGUCUGACAGCAGCGAUGGAAGGAGGCAUCAGAAGCACGCCUGGGCCCCCCAAGGCCCCGUCGCCCGCGUGCACCCCCGCGACAUCUCUCCCUACAAACUCCCGCUGCUGCCGCCGACACAGGGCAGCCGAGCGGGCAGCGCCGGUACGGCCCAGCCUACGUCGCCGCCUCCUGCGCGGGCUCGCGGGGCCCGAUCGGCCGGGCCCACAAGGCACGCCCGCCAUUUUGGUGGUGGCGGAUGUGGCCAUUUUGUUUGUGGCGGCGGCCAUGAUGGUGUCGAUGGCAGCGACCAUUUUGUUGGUGGUGGAGGUGGCCAUGUUGGUGGUGGAGGUGGCCAUGUCGGUGGUGGAGGUGGCCAUGUUGGUGUUGCUGGUGACGGCGGCCAUGUUGGUGGUGCUGGUGGAGGUGGCCAUGUUGGUGGCGGAGGUGAAGGGUCGUUGCGCAGGCGGGGUCGGAGGUUGAUGAGAUCCACAACGGCGCCCAACCGAGCCAACUGGUCCCCUGGCAAUCAGGGGGACGCUUGCGCCGGUGGGUCUCCGUGCCCCCGGCCGCCCCCCGGGAGACCGUGGGUGACCCGUAGCAGCCCCCCGGCUCGCGUCGGCGGCGCCGUGGUGGGGGUGCGCUACCUGGGGGGCUCGUGCUACGCGGAGCGCGACGGGAGCGAGGUGCGCAUCUUCCAGCAGCACUGCGGCGGGGAGAACCUCUGCGUCUACGACGGGACGCUGCGCCCCGGCGACGAGUUCGAGUUCGAGUCACGGCGCCACGCGGGCUUUCCGUUCAGCCUCACCGUGUUUGUGGGCGGCGUGCCCCACGCCCGCGUCAGCGCCUGCUGCGAGCACCGCCACCGCCGCGGCGCCCGCCUCGGAGCCGGCGCCCUCUUCACCUUCACCGGCGCGCGCGGAGGAGCGCCGUGCUACCGGUGCGUCAUCGCACGCUCGAGAGCGCGGAAGCCAACAGCCCGGCGACCGGAGGAGGCGGAGGAGGUGGAGGAGGUGAAGGAGGUGGAGGAGGCGGAGGAUGGAACGAAAUCUGAGGAGCGAAACGAAUCUCAGGGGGAGCGCGCGGAGGGAGGUGACUACGCCGGCGACAGCGGAGGGGACGGCGGAGGCGAUGGAUCGACACACAGCGCAGCCAGCCACGAUGCCAUCGUCAUCCCGCGCGAUGAGGUGAAAGCCGCCCCGUCGGACGAUGAGUCCGUGAAGGAAGAGGAGGAGGACAAGGGGAGGUUGGAGAUCGAGGAGGAGAAAGAGGUGGAGGAGGUGGAGGAGGUGGAGGACCACGAUGCCAAGAAGAACGAUGAGAGCUCAUUGAGCGAUGAUAAGAGCUCAGGUGGGUGA
Molecule: messenger RNA, 2291 nt
Organism: Lethenteron reissneri (Far Eastern brook lamprey)
Lineage: Eukaryota; Metazoa; Chordata; Hyperoartia; Petromyzontiformes; Petromyzontidae
Product: glutamate rich 3-like
Source: RefSeq, a predicted model, not a curated record